AUGAAUUAUAAUUAUUAUCGAACUCAACACGAUAAUUUAAGAGUGAUACAUUAGAAUUCACUCUCUGUUGGGAAAUUGAAAAAGGGAAUUGUAUUUCAGAAUUAUCCUUUCAAUCCAGUUUAGGGUUAUAACUCAACAUUUUAGGUGCGUCCACAAACAUCUUAAACCUAACCUGUCAAGAAACCCUCCACUGCUUAAUCGAUUCGCCAUGUUCCGAGAGCCGCAACUUCUCAGAGUCAGCGGUAACCUAAUAUGCUCUUUUCAGAGUAACCUAAUAAUCUUGAGAUGGAGACAAAGCCAAGUAAGAGAUUUAUGAAGAUAUACUUUAUGAAAACCAACUAUCGAACAAUUCUACACAAUCUCAUGAAUAAUAAAGUUAAGGCACUCCCCCCUGGAGACAGGAGGAGACUAUCCGUACUUAACAUAGUGUAAGACAAGUUUAAAGAACUUACUAUCUCAGAGAUUAAUCUCUUGAUCUGUCAACACGAACUCUCUGAAAAGUUCUAUAUCUAUUUUUCAGAUUCUGAAUGGAUUCCAUGCAGCAAAUGUUGUCAAUCACCAAUAUUCUUGGUUUUAAGUCCACAAGCACAAAAAACAGACAUAUUUUGCUGUCAAUGUUCUCGAAAUCUAUAAAAUCCCCCUUAAUCAGCCUUUUAGAGCACUACGCUCAUUCCUAAACAAUCAUUUUCACAAUAUGGCCAUUCAUUGUAGGAGCAGAAGGAAAGACAAAAGGUGAGCAGGAUGAUAAUAUCAGGAAAAUAUCGAAAGGUUAACUUGAAGGAAAUAUAUAAUGAAGUCUAAGAACCUUAGCAAAAGGAAGAAUCUUUCAAUAUUGAAUUCCCUGUCAAAGAGAAACAAUAAGAGAGCACUAUUUUAGAGUUGAAAGACUUAAUUAAUGAAUUAUUCUGA
This is a messenger RNA of Paramecium tetraurelia, 909 nucleotides long. RefSeq lists its product as uncharacterized. The record is from RefSeq and is a predicted model, not a curated record. The transcript is spliced from 4 exons. NCBI's taxonomy places the organism in Eukaryota, Ciliophora, Oligohymenophorea, Peniculida, Parameciidae.